CGGAUCUGGCAUAAACAGAUGGCGAACCCGUGUGGGAUCAGCUCUCGCCAACAGCGGCGGCACCGUGGUCAACACCCAGCAGAUCAUCGCCCACCCGCAGUACAACCCGUUCACCAGGGAUAACGACAUCUCUCUCAUCCGCACCUCGGCUAAUCUUCCCAGCAACAACAACGUCAUCCCUGGCAGCAUCAGUGGACCCAACUACGUCCUUCCUGACAACUCGCCGGUCAUCGCUGUGGGAUGGGGUCGUAUUAAUCAAAUUGGACAAGUUACCGAGCAGCUGCAGCAGGUGCAGAUGUGGACUGUCAACCUGAACGUCUGCAGACAGCGGUAUGCUAUGGCCAACUUGGCCAUCACCGACAACAUGCUGUGUGCCGGCUGGCUAGACGUCGGCGGUCGCGAUCAGUGCAAUGGCGACGAGGGCGGUCCAGUUUUUCACGGCCGCGUGGUCGUCGGCAUCACCUCCUGGAGAAUCGGCUGUGGAAGCCCUCAGUUCCCUGGAGUCAACACUCGCGUAUCCAACUACACCGCUUGGAUAACUAGCAAUGCCUAGGGUUUUGUGAUAUUAUAAGCUUUGACCAUGACAAUAAAAUAAUAAAUGUUAACGAACGAACGAACGAUCUUUUGCAUUAUUGAGUAAUUGUAAAUAAUAUUUAUAUAUUGACCCAGUUUGCAAGAUUUUUUCAUCUAGUUAGUGUACAGAUUAGAAUUACUUAAGUUCUAUUUUCUUUUUUCAAUAAAAUGAGGUCUUGAAGAUAUUUAUCAUUCAUUAAAGCAUCACUUUUGACAAGUUGUUGAUGGAUAGGGGUGUUUCCGCGUAUUAUCUUAAAAGUAACUGAUUAUCUACCAGGACAAUUAUGACUAAUUUAUUUAUUUAUGUAUGUGCCACUUAGGCUCUUCGUACUCGUGAUUCAAUUAGAUAUUGCAUAUUUUAAAAAUUACUGUCAACUUUAGGAACUUUCACAUUAAAAGUUGUAUUCAUUAUACAAACAACAAAGUAUUUAUCCGUCUUGUCUUGCAAGUAGUCUUUUUAACCAGUGUAAGUGUUAUUGCCUCCUACUUUAUAGUGAUUGUUUACCCAAAAUGAAUCUACUCCAACUUAUACAAAGCUAGUUUUUGUUAAUAAAAAAUCAAUGGCAUUAUCAAUCAAGUUCACGUUCAGGCAGCUGAUUAUGAAAACGUGUUAUUUUCUUAUUUUUUUGUAUAAAAACAACUAAUCUUUAUACACUUGUUGGCACUCUAAUCUUGGUUGAAAGAAUUAAAUUCUAAUCAACUUGUUUUCAAUGUAAGUCAUUAUCCUUAUUUUAUCAUUGUGAAUCAUCCGAUUUUGUUUAUUAUCUAUUGAUUAUAAAUACUUAUAGUUGUGAGUUUGUGGAUAGAUACACAAUACAUUUGCUGCCGUCAAGAUGCGUGUUUCAUCUGUACUGUCACUGUUUAUUGUGGGGCUGGCUGCUGUGUCAGCUGCCCCCAGCUCGAGGAUCAUUGGUGGGUCUGCGGCCACCAUUGCCGCAUACCCGGAGAUGGCCUCCUUGCUGUACUCCGCUACCAACUCUGGCCAUAGACAACUCUGCGGAGGCACCAUCCUUAACAGACGAGUGAUCCUCACCGCUGCAUACUGUACUCUCGGAUCUGGCAUAAACAGAUGGCGAACCCGUGUGGGAUCAGCUCUCGCCAACAGCGGCGGCACCGUGGUCAACACCCAGCAGAUCAUCGCCCACCCGCAGUACAACCCGUUCACCAGGGACAACGACAUCUCUCUCAUCCGCACCUCGGCUAAUCUUCCCAGCAACAACAACGUCAUCCCUGGCAGCAUCAGUGGACCCAACUACGUCCUUCCUGACAACUCGCCGGUCAUCGCUGUGGGAUGGGGUCGUAUUAAUCAAAUUGGACAAGUUACCGAGCAGCUGCAGCAGGUGCAGAUGUGGACUGUCAACCUGAACGUCUGCAGACAGCGGUAUGCUAUGGCCAACUUGGCUGUCACCGACAACAUGCUGUGUGCCGGCUGGCUAGACUUCGGCGGUCGCGAUCAGUGCUAUGGCGACGAGGGUGGUCCGGUCUUCCACGGCCGCGUGGUCGUCGGCAUCACCUCCUGGAGAAUCGGCUGUGGAAGCCCUCAGUUCCCUGGAGUCAACACUCGCGUAUCCAACUAUGCCAAUUGGAUCGCUAGCAAUGCCUAGGCUUUUGUGAUAUUAAAAGCUUUGGUCAUGACAUUAUAAUAAAUAAUUUGUAUAGUUUUUAUUAUGCUAUGUUGUCUCGAGCAUGAUCUAAGUUGCAUGUUUAUAUUAUGUAUAAGCGUGUAGCACUAUCUUUUGCAUUAUUGAAUAACUGAAAGUAGGGAGAAAAAAAUACAUUUUGAAGCUCAGUGUUUUUAUAGAAUAACACCAAAGAGAUUGCAUUAUCUUUCUAAAAAUAAUAAUAAUAUACAGUCAGCUGUCGUUUGUUA
Messenger RNA from Ostrinia furnacalis (Asian corn borer), 2443 nucleotides. Its product is annotated as trypsin, alkaline B-like. The record is from RefSeq and is a predicted model, not a curated record. The coding region runs from base 1407 to 2177 and encodes 256 amino acids. The transcript has 5 exons. Gene Ontology annotation, molecular function: serine-type endopeptidase activity. Gene Ontology annotation, biological process: proteolysis. NCBI's taxonomy places the organism in Eukaryota, Metazoa, Arthropoda, Insecta, Lepidoptera, Crambidae.